Molecule: messenger RNA, 2561 nt
Organism: Myotis davidii
Lineage: Eukaryota; Metazoa; Chordata; Mammalia; Chiroptera; Vespertilionidae
Gene: HOXA10
Product: homeobox A10
Exons: 2
Coding region: 533-817 (94 amino acids)
Biological process (GO): regulation of transcription by RNA polymerase II
Cellular component (GO): nucleus
Molecular function (GO): RNA polymerase II cis-regulatory region sequence-specific DNA binding; DNA-binding transcription factor activity, RNA polymerase II-specific
Source: RefSeq, a predicted model, not a curated record
CGAGGGUUUGAUUUCUGAGCCCUAUAAAAGCCCAUCCUCCGAUGGCUGUGACAAUGUGGUCGUAAACCCGUCCGGGGCCGGCCAAUUUGCAUAUUUGGAAUGCGCCGCUAUAAACCCGGCUGGGGUUUUGCAGCAAUUUCUUAGAUGUAAAAGUGAGAUCUCUUUAGCAGCGGGCUGGGCACAUUCUCUCUCGCUGUCUCUGCCUGGAGCCUGCUUCCCUCUCCCGGCUCGGGUCGGAGUUCGGGCCCCGCGUAGGCGCCCAGCCGCCACGAGAUGGCGCACUUCCGAUCAAUGUCAAAGCCGCCGGGGAGCCGGGAACCCCAGCGCGAUUCUUGGCCUUUGUUCGCUCCUGAUACUAAGAGCUGCACGUUACAUUAUUUCACUUGUCCCGCUCCCUUCCAUCUCAAAAAAGGGGUGCUCUCCUGCAAGAUGUGGUUGGUGCUGUCAUUUAAAGCAACGCGCCUUCUCUAGGCCUCGCGGGCGUUCUUGGCGCGGAGAAGCCAGCUGUCCCUUGGCAGGGAUUUCUUCGGAAAUGUGUCCAGGCAACACCAAAGGCGAAAACGCCGCCAACUGGCUCACGGCAAAGAGCGGCCGGAAGAAGCGCUGCCCCUACACCAAGCACCAGACGCUGGAGCUGGAGAAGGAGUUUCUGUUCAACAUGUACCUUACUCGAGAGCGGCGCCUCGAGAUCAGCCGCAGCGUCCACCUCACGGACAGACAAGUUAAAAUCUGGUUUCAGAACCGCAGGAUGAAACUGAAGAAAAUGAACCGAGAAAACCGGAUCCGGGAGCUGACAGCCAACUUUAAUUUUUCCUGAUGAAGCUCCAGGCAAUGCCGUUUCGUUUUGUUUGUCCUCCCCCCUGCUUCCAGAGAGCCAUUCUCCUCCCUCUGUCUUCGCCUCUUCCCAGGAACUCGCACCUGUGCGGGCCCCCGUUCCUCCCUCCCACACUCGCCAUUUCGCUGGCCAUUACAUCAGUGCAGGGCUGGUCUGUUCUGACGUUUUGUUUCUUUGUCUGUUUGCUAGGUGCUGGUUUUUUGUUGUUGUGUUCUGGGGGAAAAGCCAUAUCGCUCUAAAAUCCUAUGUAGAUAAAGAUUGUCCUAAGUGUCAAGUGCGAACUGGGAUGGUUUGUCGUCUGGGUGACUCCACUGCUCAAAAUGGCCCCUGUGCUCCGGUGGAGCUGGUUUCCUGCGGGGGGCCGGGCAAACACAGCCGGAAGGCCAGGUCCCCUUGUAGGCGCUGAGGUGUCUGGCCUGAGGUCAGUGGUGCAAGGAGCCCCCAGCAGGCCCCCAGGCCUGAAGUGUGGGGCUGUGUUUAAUCAGGGGAUACAGGCCCUGGGUUUCUUUUCUCUGUCUUCCUUUCUUCCUUGGCAAAGAGAAGGGCCGAUGGGCAUGGGCAUACAGGUUACAAAAGGGCUUGACUUUGGCUGAUUGGAACAUGGAGGGAGUCAGGAAGAUGAAAUUUUCCUUCCUCUGUAAGAUAUCCCAGCUUUAAAAGAAAGAAAGAAAAAGAAGAAGGGGGAAAAAAAAAGACCAGGAUCAGGAAACUCCUCUUCCAGUUUGUGUAAGGUCUUGCAUUGUGGGACUAAAUUAUUUCCCUUUCCUCUGAAUUUCCAUAUCCUCUGGCUAUAGAUAAAUAAUCUGAUGUAGUUCUGUUUAUACAUGUGGAUUUAGUGGAUUUUUGUCAUAAAGUAAUCGUUACCACUGGUAACACACGACAAGCACACCACAACUCUCCCUAUCUUGUGGAGGUUUGUCCCCCCCCCCUUUUUUAUUUCUUCCUUUUUUUUUUCUUUCCAAAAUUAAUGGAAGCCGAGGAGGGCUGGGGCAAGCGGAAUAGACUAGAGAAGGGAGACAUUGUUUGGUUUCCUUUAUACUGUGAAGUUACAUGCAUAAAAGGGUCAAACCUGUAGGUGCAGAAAAAGAAAAAAAAACUAUAAAUGCAAAUCUGUAUAAAUGUCUAUUAUUAUGAAAAAUUGCCAAUCUUGUUUUAUGCAAAUGCAUUCUAUCGUUAUUAUAAAUGUUAGUUCUAGCUCUAUUUACUUCUAAUCUUAAAUCAGAAUAAAUUAAUAUUGUAAUGCUGCUGUGCGUGGAAAAAAAAGAUGAUGUUUAUGUUCUUAUAGAAGAAUAAAAGCUGUGGAAUGAAGCUUUUUAAUUUUACCUCUUUUUUUGACUUCUUAUCUUCACCUUCCACUUUAUCCCGUCCACCACUUUUACAACAGGAGGACUAGCCCGCGCCCCCUGCAAUUACUUUAGGCAUCUAUUUAAAUAUUACCUAGACAGUCGUAAUUUGUCUGGGCCCUAUAGCCCUGGUGCCGUAAGGUUUGUCGGCUUUUGUUCAGUUUUAUGACUUGCUAGUAUAUCUGGAUUGUGGCUGUCUUGGACCGGUGGUUUCAGUUGAGAGAGGAGCUUCAUAGACAGAGGAAGCCAAACAGGAUUUCUUUCGGGAGUCCCAGGGAGGCUCGCACAGGCUGGUUAUUUUGUGGGUCCCCUGGUCCUAGAUGACCCCCAGUCUAGGAAUCCCGGGAGCAGGCUGGGCCCACAGCGCCUCACUAGCGUCCGAG